AAGCUCUCUUAAUGCAGGUGUCUGAAAUAAAGCUCUUUGGAAUAGAACCUGGGGCAGACUGUAAGACCAGAAAGGUUGCUUUUGGGAAAGCUUGAAAGCUUUUUGCAAGACAGGCAGUCAACAUUUCAGUCUCUAGUCUUCAAGACCGUAGAAAAUGGUUGUUAACCAUCUUUGGCAUUUAGCUUUAAAAACGUAAUUGCACUUAUAAGGUAAGACAAUGAUAUCCCCAGGCUAUAAACUAGCUAAAGCUAAUGGAAUCAGAAAAAUGUUGUAAAGGUUCGAUAUGGUAUGGUACUGUAAAGUUGAAUUUCACAAAGUUUUCCUUUGCUAGUGAAAAGGAGGCAAAUAAUAGACAGACUCAAGUGAGUAGCAGAAGCAUACAUCCGAAAGCAAGUUUUCCAUGGAUAGGCUGUUCUAAAUGUCAAACAGAUCGGCUUCUGCUGUUCUCUGGUUUUGUGCUGUCACCACUCAGGUGGCAGAAGAAACAAUGUAAACUGUAGCUUUAUAUUAUCGGCGUGGUGACUUGUUUUAACUUGAGGAGAAGAAAGGAGGAGAAUGCUUCGAGGUGUCUGUCUUUCGAGACCAGCUGAUGGUCUGUGCUAAUGAUGCCAAUACAUUAAUAGUAAGGUACUAGGUGGCAUAGUCCAAGUGGAAGUGAGAUACUCUGAAAGCUCUUUAGCCAGCAUUGCCAUCUGUCUCUGUCUCAUUUCAGCCUGGUGUAUAUUUCUGUAAAGGCAGAUUCUUCCAAACCAUAGGUCUCAACGUUUCAGAAAUUGCCUCACAGAAUUUUUGAGAGAUGGUUCACGAUCAGCAGUCAGAUACCCGAGUCUGGGAGUAGAAAGGGCUCCUAACUGAGUCAGUCUGCUUAAAUGGUUUGCCAUGGAAGAGGUAUUUCCCCCUUAACCCCCUGAAAACACAUCUCCUGAGAUUUGAGGUGCUAUUGAAUGUUUCUGUAAUGUGACAAAUACUGAAGUUAAUGGCUGGUACAAACAAAAAGUUCUUGAACAGCUGGCUGUAGUUUAGCCUUUUUGUUGUGCUUGAAUUGUUCAGGUAGCGUAAGUUAAAAGUAAAACUUAGUACCCAUGAUCUUCAGGUGAGCAUGGCUGACUUGUUCUUUUCCUUUUAAUUUAUUUUGGAGGGACAAAGUUAUUUGCACCUAGAAUUCUUAACAAAAAUAAUGUGAAAUUGCAGAAGGUUCUAUUUUUAAUGAGUACAGUGAGGCUUUUUGGAGUUUUCUUUUCCUUUUUAACCCUUAAAAAAAGUAAGGAUUUGUAGGUUAUGCUGACCGAUCUGUUAGCAUAUUUAGCUGUUGUUCUUGCUGGUGGUGGUUGCUUCAGUGUAAUACUUCUUUGAUUCAGCUUUUAACAUUGUCUUACAGUAAAUCAAACUCCUUUCCACCCUGCCUUGAAAAACUAACCCAAACAGCACAAGACAAAAGUGGUACCCUUCCUUCAAACCUGAACAAUUUUCUGCACUCUUUGGUGGAAUGAUGACAAUUUGAAUUCACAAUUCAGCUUGAAGCAAAGCUUUCCUGAACUAAGGAUGUUUUAGCAAACCUGGGAGUCAAUUCUGAUUUUGAUGGAAGACUUGGUCUGAUUAUGGCUACAGAUGGCCAUUGCUUUAAUAAACAUCACAGACACGCAUAUUACUCCAACCCUUUUUAGUUUUCUUGAUCCUGCCAAGUUAGAUGCGAACAAAAUUCUAGAUAGCAUAGAUUUAAAUGAAGCCUUAAGGACAAAUUUCUUCUCGUAUUUGAUAACCCAGAAGUACCUGGUCAGCAUGUUAAGAGCAAGCUCCAAUACCUGUUACGAAUGCCUUAGCUAGUAGGGUGGGAAUGAGGAAUCCUUUUAACAAGGCUUAAGGUUGUUGUUUGGGUUUUUUCUCCGAAAUCUUCUGAUGUGGCCAAUACCUUACAAACUGUGAAAACUUGAAGAUACUGUCUAGGAUGGGAAUUUGCUGUUGCUCCAACAACGGCAGGCUGACACUGGUGUAGUUAACGUGCGCAGCCCACAGAUGUAGGAGGCUAUCAUUUAUAACUGCUUUCAGACAUAAGCAAAGUGCAGGUCAUCGUAAGUGCAGUGGUAAUGAUGGAUGUUACUGCAUCGGCAGUAGCAAUGCCAUUGCAUUAGCUGUGCCUAGUACUGUAUUUUUUUUCACCUAUGCAAAUUAAAAAAAGAUGGAAGUGAGCCGUUCUAGUUGUGGAUUUGCUGUUGCUGAACUCACAACUGCUGGUGAGUAAGAUCUGUAAUCUUAUUUUACUGCAGGUAAAACUGCUAAUCUUUCUCCCAGAAAGAGCCGUCUUCCCUUCUGUGGUGCUCCAAGAACAAGGCAGUUGUCAGCACUAAGAGGAUUUCUCAUAAAGGAUAUCAGAGGCCUGUUAGUUUUAUGUUGGGAAGUCUCCUAUCAUCAGUUAAGAGCUUCUCUGGCAGCUUUUAUAGAAAAAAACGCCAGCUAGUUUCAUGAUCGUGCAGGACUACCUUUGAAGUCUCACAAUUAAGUUUUCUAGAUAAUGGAAUUGAAUCCAAAACCAGAGUGAUCAGGCACACACUGAAUCAUCUGGCACUAAUUUCCUUACCCUGGGGGACGACAGAAUAUUAUUGUUGCCCUUAACUUGAAAAAUGGAGAAGUCCCAGCCCUGCUGUGUAGGAGGACAGCCAGCCGUCAUCAAAGUAAAGCUCCAGCUAUUUAUGCACCCAGAAGAAUCUUUCUAAAGUUUCAUUUGUACAUCUGUUGAUGGUGUGUUUGAAGUCCCUUAGGCUGAACAGUGGCCCUACAUGACCGUUGUGUUAAAAUUAACAUGAGUUAAACUUCAAGGGAAUCUUUGAAGUGGUCACUUAAGUGCUUUUAGUGAGUGUUUCAGAGGCAUGUUGUACUGUACACCCAUACCUCUGCCUUUUUAAACAUACGGGUAUGAAAAGGGCUGAUGUGGGGGAAAAAAAAAUUCUUCAAGGCAUCUGUUGUACUCAAGUCUUCAUUUGGUUUUUAAUUUGUGUGUUUACACUGACCAGUAUAGCUUAUGGUCUCCAUUAUGUACUGACCAAAAGCCUGUUGUAAAGAGCUGAAACUUGUGCUUCAUUUACAAGGACUGGGCUGGCUUUCAUCAGAGGCACUGCGGAAGCUGAGCUUCUGGUGUGGGUAGCAGCACUCGUUUUCCACAUUUGUACCAAAACAGAGCUUCCCAAAGAAGAUGUGGACAUCUCUGAUGCUGUUCUUGGGGGGCAGAAUUAGCCACGUCCUGUGUAUGAGUGUGUGAGUGAAGCCAUAGAAAACAUAGAAAACCCUUCAGUGAUGUUUCUGUACCAAACUGUCCAGCAUACUGAGGCUAGGUAACGCACAGCUUUUUCAAAGUACAGUGGUUUCCAUGUGUUCCUGGAAAGAAAAUCCAGGUUCUCACUUCUUUCCCUGCAGUACUGGCUUACAGGAGCUGGGUUUCCAGAAUAUUUACUGGACGUCUUUUAGUAAGGUCACUCCCCUGUUUUCUGAUUGCUGCUGUGACCUAAUAAUCAUCAACUCUUAAAAGGCCUCUGGGCUGGAAGCUUUUGACUCCAGCCAUGCAGGUCCAGUUCCUGUUCUGUAAAGGUCGCGCCUUCAUUGAAUGGGUUGACGGAUGCGUGUCCUCCUGCAGUGCUGGCUCACCAUUACCAUCAUUUCCCUUACACCCUGGGGAUGUUCCUGACUCAUCUUUGGGGUGAGAGGAUGUCCGUGGGUGCUCACCCACUGUGUAACAGUCGCCGAAUGGAGUGUUGUUGCAGGCAACGUUGUAGCACAACGUUGCUACAGCCUACAGUUCUGUCCGGGUGGUCCAUGCUGCAAGACAGUUACGAGGGGAUUUCAUGUGUGAAAUUUCUGCUUUGCACGGAGGCAGAAAACGGCUGAAGUCAGAUGGUUCUGCCUCUUCGUAACAAGGACCCUUACAACUAAAAGCUGAGUUGGUCAUGCUAUCAUUUAUUUGAGCAAGCCUUGAUAUAAACAGCAGAGGGCAGUUUUGCACACACCUUCUGUGCAAGCUCAUCCUGCAAAAUCCUAAUUUUUAGAUUUUUCCUGUCUGGUGAGGUGAUGCAAUGCAGCAUUUUGUCCAGACGAAUUUAGUACGAUGUAGUAAGGCAGGAUCAGUGGGGCAGCAGUGGCAUGCCUUUCUACUGCUACCUAAUUCUGGCAUUUUAAAUCCUCUGUGUUUGGUCUGUUGCGGUGACACGAUUAGAAGAAUUUCCCUUUUCUUUCUUUUCGUCCUCAACACAAACCAGGUAUAUAGAUACGCCAGCUGCAUUGUACAACUUAAAAUUCUGCAACAAAAUGUGAGUGAAUCCCAUUCCCAGGCAUGCAAGAGAAGGUUUUUUCCCUGCCUAGCUAUGAUUUUUCUGGAUGAGCCUUGCUAGCUGGACUGAAAGGAGAGCACCUGUUAACUGCAGUAGGGCUGGAAGAGAAAUCUGCAUCUUGAGACUCUUGCCUGGCGUUGGACUCUGGCUGAGAUGGCCUGUGUGGGGAGGGCCAACAACAACAAAAAAAGAGGCAAGAUGUUACAGAGAUGUGUGUGGCACUCUGAAGAAUCUGUCAAGACGAAGUCUCUGCUUCUGCGAGCUCACAGCCUGCGGUCCUGAUCCUGUCAUUUACUCUGCAUGGUCCUUUCCUCAUGGAAACCUAAGCAGUCAAGAGCAGGACAUUGGGACAGUGACACAGGAAGGGAGAAGAUGCUGCCAGUCUGGCUGGUGUCAGGGAAGUUACCUAAUGCAUAAGCUCUUCUCAGGGAAAAGUGGAAGACUGGGAAAUGAAGGUGAAGACAUCUCAAUAUCAGGCCUGGAUGGAAAAAUGUCCUCUCUAGGAGAUGUAGAGUGCCGCAUUAGGGAGCCAGAUGCCCCGUGUAAAAUCAACAGAAGAGAUUCAUGCAGGCUGAGGGUAUGCAGGAGGACUCAGUAUGAUGGGACCUGUCCAUCUCAUGAUGCACAGAGCUUUCCUCAGCCAGCUGUGUGGGAAAGCAGUCUCUCCUCUACUUGGCUGCGAGAGGCCCGUGUGAGGCACACAAACUCCCGUUGCUUCUCCAAGGACACACCAAGAGCCUGUGGUAGAAGGGGAACAAAAGCCCUAUCUCUGGUUCAGUGCUUCAACGGCACAAACAUAAUUUAUCAGUGUAGAUAGCUUUAGAUGAAAGGUACAUCAAAGCAUGUUUUUGGCUGCUGCCUUCAGAGGUAGUACUAAAUCUCCUGGGGGAAUGCAAGCAGAGAGAUAUGAUCCAAGUAUCAAAAUGCCCAUCUUCUUACUCUCUCCUCCCGACACUAGUCGGGUUCACAGGGAAGCCCUUGCCUGAGAUUGUUAUGUCAUCUAUUCCCAUCAGUAGAUUUUGGUUCAGAAAUGCGUUUUCAUUCUUUUCCAACAAAAUGUUGCCUAUUUCAACAGUAACUCUGAAGAUCUGCAAAUUGGCAAAGGAUCCAAAAAGAAUAAUGAACCAGCAGUUACUGUUUACAUUGGCCACCUUGUAUAAGUGCUGAUAUUAGCAUUUCUGAAAGGAUUAAUUCAUCACUGAAAAAAAAGCUUUGUACCUGUGAAUAAGAGCUUGCUUGGGAGGGCCUGUGUGCCUCCUUUCCUCUAUCAACAAACCUUACAAAUGUCAAGAGGUGGUUUUGCAAUGGAUGUCGAUGCAUACCUGUUAUCUCAGGGUGAGAAUCAGCCACUGGAAAUUUUCUAUACCAAUUUCUGAUGGUUUAAUGAAAGCAGCAGUAAAUGUAAAGAAAAAUCA
This is a messenger RNA of Falco peregrinus (peregrine falcon), 5731 nucleotides long. RefSeq lists its product as uncharacterized. The record is from RefSeq and is a predicted model, not a curated record. The transcript is spliced from 5 exons. Lineage: Eukaryota; Metazoa; Chordata; Aves; Falconiformes; Falconidae. The coding region runs from base 4363 to 5133 and encodes 256 amino acids.